UUUAAUUAUGACACGGUACACGUGUUUCCUUAAUAAGUUGUUCCACUACACUUCCCAAGAUCCCUCACCCCGGAAACGGUUCGCGGGGACAGGAAGAGGCAUUGUUUUCGUUGAUAUGCGGCGUGUCGCUCGGCCCCCGUGUGAGGAUGCCCCGAUCCCGGAGGAGCAGGAGACGGAAGGCCAGAGGCAGCUGCACAGCCUGCUGCUCCAGCAGCUGGACACAGAGGCUGACAUCGAGCGGUGCGUGGCGAAGCGGAGGUGCUUUGCGCCGGCGGCGCUGUACCGGCCGUUCGGGGAGCAGGCGGCGGGCGUGCGCAGUCUGACGCAGUUCCGCGCGCUGCAGGACGGGGAGCAGGAGCUGGCCAGCCUGCGGGAGCUCGGCCUCACCGAGCCGGAGAUGCAGCUGUGGAGGACCCGGGACCUGCCCGAGGCGGGGGGGAAGAGCGGUGGAAUCCGGGCGGCUCCGGGGGCCCGGCAGCAGCGCUUGCAGGUGAUCCGGGAGAAGAUGGCGGCUCGAGAGCAGCUCCUGUCCCUGCCCCAGCGCCUGUCUGCCAGCCGGCCGCUGUCCCGCCGUGAAAUGGAGAUCGAGAGGGCGCUCUUCCACGGCAGCGAGCGGCUGGGCUUCCUCUCUGCACUGUACCAUCAGGAGGAGGCAGCUCAGUCCAGUGGAGACAGCUCGAGCUCCUCGGGCCGUAUGGACCAGGUCUACCGAGACGUGCUGAAAGAUGAAACGCUAGCAGCACCUCCACUCUCUGUGAAAUCAGAGGAGGAAAGUCCGUCUGACUCCCAGCUCAAACCAGAAAGCUCCUGUGACCAAAAACAGAGGCAAAAUGGCACCUCUGAUCCCAGAUCCACAGACGCACAGACCCAGGGCUGCCCUGGCCCUGACCCAGCGGCCUGCCAAACUGAAGACCUUUUAGGAGACUCUCAGAAACCUGCUGGCCACACACAGUGUCCGAUGAAAGGCGACGGCGCGCCAUUGGCCAGGCAGAGGAAGAUCAGCGCCAGCCAGCCAAUCGGGAGGCUGGACAGUGUGACCCGGCUGGGACCGGGGGGUCCGCUCGCGGUGAGCGGGUCAGUGGAACACGUCUCCGAGGACCAGAUUCGGGAGAAUAGAGAGACGGAGGCGGGGAUAAGGAGCAUCCCGCGAUUUCAGAACUACCAGCGAGGAGAGCCGUCCGAGGUGCUCUGCGUGAGGAACCUCAGCCCACGAGCGUCUCUGUCCCAGCUCGUCUCCCUGUUCUCCCGCUUCCAGCCCCCCCCCGGGCCCCCCCUGCUCUACCGCCUGCUGACCGGGAGACUGAAGGGCCAGGCCUUCAUCACCUUCCCUGACACACAGAAGGCUGAAGCUGCCCUGGACCUGCUGAACGGCUAUCGGCUGCUGGAGAAACCCCUCGUCAUCGAGUUCAGGAGAGGAAGGAGGGAUGAAGAGAGAGAGGGAGGACGGGAUGAACAGAAAGAGAGGGAUGGAUGAACAGAAAGAUAGGGAUGGAUGAACAGAAAGAGAGGGAUGAUGAACAGAACAUGGGAGGGGCCAGGGCAGGGCACAAAAACUCCAGGGACAUGGGCAGCAAGUCCGUCCCGUUCCCACGACAACGGCCCAAAAUAGUGUGAGGCAGCCGCUCUACAGAACCCCAGUGGCCAGCCAGUGGACCGUCCGUUACGUCUUUAAACCCAUUUUAUAUCCUGUUUUAAAGAGAAGCGUUUUGGGUGAAUAUUUUUCCUGUGGAGGCGAUUUAGCGCUGUGUGAGCCUGUUCCCUACUGGACCUGGUUAUUGCUCGUACAGUAAACACAAAACCAAUGUUUCUGCCUCGAGGUCUUUGUCAGGUCACUGGACAGACGGUCUCUUGGGCCUGGACAUGUCUGUGUGCUGAUUUAAGGCAAUAAAGAGACAUUUGGGAGGCA
Messenger RNA from Conger conger (European conger), 1906 nucleotides. RefSeq names its product RNA binding motif protein 41 (gene rbm41). Gene Ontology annotation, biological process: mRNA splicing, via spliceosome. Lineage: Eukaryota; Metazoa; Chordata; Actinopteri; Anguilliformes; Congridae. Gene Ontology annotation, cellular component: U12-type spliceosomal complex. The transcript has 7 exons. The record is from RefSeq and is a predicted model, not a curated record. The coding region runs from base 8 to 1474 and encodes 488 amino acids. Gene Ontology annotation, molecular function: U12 snRNA binding; pre-mRNA intronic binding.